Messenger RNA from Astyanax mexicanus (Mexican tetra), 8228 nucleotides. Its product is annotated as matrix-remodeling-associated protein 5. The transcript is spliced from 7 exons. The coding region runs from base 272 to 7003 and encodes 2243 amino acids. NCBI's taxonomy places the organism in Eukaryota, Metazoa, Chordata, Actinopteri, Characiformes, Acestrorhamphidae. The record is from RefSeq and is a predicted model, not a curated record. Gene Ontology annotation, molecular function: protein binding.
GGAAAGUUAAGCGCUUCUCCAGAUGUGGAGGGUUUGGACUUCUGGAGGCAGAGAGUGAAGCUCUCCAGCUAACACUCCAUCACUCCAAACACACAGCGCGCUUCACCCCGUCAGGAUCACACAGAGGAAAUAACAAGAAACAACACGGCACAGAGUGAUACAGCCAGAGUUCUGGCCUAACACACACACACACACACACACUGCAGAGAUCGAUACACCAACUUUAUUCAUAACCUCCACUCUCCAGGUCAGAGGAUGGCAUGAGAGAGUCAUGGCUCCCCUGGGUGUCCCCGCUCCCUGGCUGAAGGCAGCACUGUUGCUGCUCCUGCUCCUCCUGCCUGCAUGUUUAUGUGCAUGUCCACGUUCCUGCAGCUGCCCCGGCCCAAAGGAGGUGCACUGCACCUUCCGCCAUCUACCUUCACCCCCUCGCAGUCUGCCCAAAGACACGGAGAGAGUCAACCUGGGGUAUAACAGUAUUGUAGCUGUGGGACCUUCAGAUUUCGAGAACCUGCGCCAACUAGAGAUGCUGAUGCUGCAUGGGAACGACAUCAGCUCUGUGGCUUCAGGAUCCUUGUACCCCUUACGCUAUCUCCAGAUACUAAAGCUUAGCUACAACAAGCUGAAGUCGGUAGACCCCGGCAUGUUCGAGGGCCUGACCAGCUUGGUGCGUCUUCACCUCGACCACAACCAGAUCACCUUCAUCGAACCUUUCUCCUUUAACGGAUUAACCUCGCUAAAGCUGCUUCAGCUGGAAGGAAACAAGCUGCAGGAUCUUCACCCACACACCUUCACCACCCUCUCUCUCCUGGGCACGUUCUGGGGCUCGGGCCUGCGGCACCUUCACCUCGCAGACAACCUACUGGAGUACCUGCUGCCUGCCACUCUUCAGCACCUGAGCAGACUGGAGGUCCUCACCCUGCAUGGAAAUCCCUGGACCUGCGACUGCCAACUCCGCUGGCUCUUAGAGUGGGACAAGCAGCAUGAGGGAGUGAUUAAAUGCAAAAAGGAGAGAGACUCUGCAGCUCCAGAGAACUGUGCAGUGUGUGCCUCACCACAGCCCCUCAACAACAGCCAGAUUCUCCAGCUUUCAGCCCACCAGCUGUCCUGCGACAGGCCCGCUCUUAAGUCUCCACUGAAAAUAGGAGAGAGCAGUGCCUGGGAGGACCAGGAGCCAGACCUUCCUUACAUCAAAGACCUGGAGCAUCCACUCGGCCACUUGACUUUCAUGUUGUCUGACAGCCAUGGAAACAGGGCCCAUGUGGCUUGCGACGUAACCCGACCAGUUGAAGGAACUUCCAUGGUGUGGGAACAGAUGAAACGGCUGGAGGAGGUGGCAGUAAAUGUGACCCUGCAGACCCUGCUGGAGUGUGAGAUUGACAGGGAAGCUCUCCAGAACCUGUGGAGGCUGGUUGCCUACUACUACGAGAGUCCAGCCAUCCUGGAGCGAGAAGCAAGGCAUCAGAACACUUCAAAGGUGACUUUUCAGUAUUCCCAGGCCACAAGCGAGGACAACCCUUACUUUACAGAGCUCAAAGGACAUUUGAUGGCUGAACCAGCUUGGCUUCUGCAACCCAGGGUCACGCUUCAGUUGAACAGGCGUAAGACCACUACAAAAAAGCUUGUGUUGAACUUCUCCACUUUUAUAUCAAAGCACCUCAAUGGAAGAGGUGAGCAAGAAGAUAGCGUCUCUUCUUGGGCUUUGAUCCCAAGAGGAGCCCCUGGGAGGAUUCAGGCAGUGCUGGAGCACUCAGAGAUUGCUCUGGAUUGUAAUGUUCUAAGCUCAGGACAUCAGUCAGUGGAGUGGAUGCUUCCUGAUUUAACAACUCUAGAAAACACUGAUUCCCAAAGAAUUGUGUCGGAGCAUAACAGAUUAAUCAUCAAAAAUGUAAGUUUGUCCGACAGUGGCCUCUAUCACUGCUUUGUUAGGACUGAGACAGAUGUGGACAUCGUUUCCUACAGGCUCAUAGUUAGGGAACGUCUUCUAAGUCCCAGUGAUUUAAAUGGAAAGAAGAUAUCUGUGGAGAAUGGGGAGUCAUUGAGUCUACCUUGCUCAGUUACUUCAUCUCAGCCAAUCGAAACCAGAUGGUACCUACCGAAGCAGGAGAUUCUAAAGGCAUCUGCAGCAAGGGGACGAAUCUAUGUGUCGCAAAACAAUACACUGAUCAUUAAGAAAGUGAUGCAUGAGGAUUCUGGGGAAUACAGCUGUUUAGCAGCUAAUCUUUAUGGGGCAGACAUGUUGUCUCAUCUGGUUGUUGUAACUGGUGAAAAAGAAGAAGAAGAGCCAGAAACAGAAGAAGACCCAACAGAUGUUCAAGGUUCAAGCAAAAUCAAAGUCGAAUCACCUUUAUUUGGCGGUGAUGACAACGAAGGAUCAGGAUUCCAAGAGAUUAAAAGACCAAAUUCAAAACAAACACCACAUAGGGGAGAUGGGAAAAAUAGGGGUUCAGGCGGAAUCCACCGGCAGGGUUUUAAAGGAAAGAAAAUUAAGGAGAAUGUGAGGAAACCAAAUAAGUCAGUCAAAGAGCUUGACCCAGGCCGUUGGGCGCAAAUGUUAGCGAAAGCUUCUGCUAAAGUUUCAACUAUGCAACCAAAGACAGUUAUGACAACACUAGAAGUGACAACAACACCAACUACAACACCAACUACUACAACUACAAUUACCACAACAACUACCACAACUAUGACAACACCUGCACCAAAGACACAUUCGCCAACUACUACACCAACUAAAAGUAUUACCACAAUUACACAAAUUAACCAUAUUCAUACUAAACAGAUACAGGUACCGCCUCCCCAAAGGGAGCAUACAGACCAAAGCUACAGAAAAUAUUUCCUAACCACAUCAACCCCCCAAAAAACAGAUAAACAGAUAAUACAAGAAAAAAUAAGGGCAAACAACAAUCCCAUUCCAAAUCAAAGAAGAAGGCCAUUCAGCAGAAGGCCUGGAUCAAGAAGGUUUCAUCUACCAAGACCUACACGCCCUCCACCAGCCACAACAUUUACAACACCAACAACUACAAUACUUCCUAAAUCAGCCAUAAGCUCCCUGGACACUCAUUUUCUAACUACAGAAAAUAUUGAGCAUGACCAUCAGGCCAAAGAUCAUAGUCCAAAUGUGAUGCUAAGACCAAAGUCUUCUACUUUACAGAAAGAAAAGCACAAUGAAUCUCAAGGUACCAACCAAUAUCAAGAACCAGUAAAUCUCCCAAGUGCAACACACCUCACUUUUGCCACAGAAGCACCUGCUAAUGAAAAGUAUGGACAUGGAAACAGAGAAACAGAGAAAAACAAUAUAAUAGUUACAAUCUCUCCUAGCACAGCAUUUACCAACAUUAAACCUCCCACAACACACACAGAACCCCAAACCACAGAGAAACCUUCUCUAAAUAACUUCAACAGACACAGAGUGGACCUUUCAGAAGCCAAACCACACAAUUCUCCUGGCUUGCCCGUUCACCCUUGGUUAACCCAGAAAAGAAACCAAAUGCCAGUAAUGCCAAGACCUUAUACUGCACCUCCGUUCUGGACGUACACCAACCGAGUCCCCAUCUGGCCCACAGUUCAUGGAUCAGGGCAUCAUUCUUCUCAUGACAGAACAUGGCAUUUGCUGCACCCAGGCAGAAGGAAUUCAGGGUCCACCAAUCGACCUGAAAUCACAGCACAAACAGCAGACUCCACAACUUAUAUCCCUUGGUCUGCGGCAACCGCCAUUCCUCGAAUCAUUCCACCAAAUAUCAGCACAUCAUCCAGAGUCAGAGACUACUUACUCUUCAAUAGGCUUCGAACCCGAUACCGCCAAUCCCAGCUUGAUGCCUACCGCCUACCACAGCUAGGCAAGCUAGUGACUCCCAAACCCAGAAUUUCCCAGCCAAAACUGGGGCCUCCACCAACUCCACGUUUCCCAAGCAUCUACAAACCUGUGACAGCCCCUGCUGUUGUAACAGCUACCAGCAGACCAUACACAACUGCCAGCAUUCUGUAUGGCAACCGCUGGCACUACAGUCAUUUUGGAAUAAAGAAACUGAGCACUGCACUUCCCUUUCCCAACCUGAUGGGUAGCGGUGUCAAACCCAGGAUCAUUACAACAGAUGCCAUCACCAUGUCUGCAAUGGCAGAGGCCAAUGUGCUUCUGCGCUGUCAGGCAUCAGGAGAUCCCAAACCUGCUAUCUCUUGGACCAAAGUAUCCACAGGUGCUACAAUACAAGCCAACACCAAACACGGACAGAGGUUUGAGGUACUUCUGAAUGGCACUUUUGUUAUAAAGAACGUCCAGCUGCAGGACAGGGGUCAGUACCUUUGCACCGCACAGAACAAAUUUGGAUCAGAUCGCAUGGUGGUUACCCUCGCUGUACAGACCGAACCUCCCAAAAUAGAGGGACCCAAGUAUCAGCACGUCUCUGUGUACCUGGGGAAGCCAUUCAGCUUGGACUGUGUUGCAGUAGGGAAGCCUCAAGCCCAGGUCUCCUGGAUUCUUCCAGACAGAACGUUUAUACGGGACAUAGCGGUCCACAACGGACCUGUUUCACUGUUUCCCAAUGGAACUUUAAGUAUUCAUUCUGCAAACUUCUCAAGUAAAGGUGACUACAAGUGUAUUGCUAGUAACGCUGCAGGGGCCGACACCCUGACCUACCAACUGCAUGUUGGUGCCUUACCACCAACAAUCAAAGAGGAGGCAUCUGAGAGCAUUGCCAUAAACACUGGCCGAAGCAUCUACGUGCAUUGCACAACUAAAGGGGAACCGGUACCUCUUCUUAAGUGGGUUCUUCCAGACGGUUCACAAUUGAAACCCACCCAGUUCAUUGGGAGAAGACUCUUUAUUUUUCCAAAUGGAACCCUUUUUAUCAAAAGCCUCGCUCCUACAGAUGCAGGAAAAUAUGAAUGUUCAGCCACAAAUAUGGUGGGGUUUGCUAAGAGAGUGGUGGAUCUGAAUAUCAAGCAGGAGUCUCCGGAUCCCUGGAGAGGUCCAUCUCAGCAGCACAGUGUCUCGGCUAUGUAUGGCUCCACUGUGUUUCUGCACUGUCCUGAGUCCACCGGAACACACAGGGGCACUGUCUGGAGGUUGCCAUCCAAAGCUGUGCUGGAACAUCGCUACAGUCCUCAGAGACACAUCACUGCAUUCCCUAACGGCACUCUGAGGAUCCUGCAACUGACGGAGAAAGAUGGCGGCAGUUACCUCUGCAUGUAUCAAAGGCCUAAUGGUGAAGAUAUGGAGCUGUUUCAUGUGGAGGUACUUAUGAAGCCACCUAAGAUAGAGAACAUGGGCAGCCAACAGAAGAGAGUUACAGAUGGAGAGAACUUUCUUGUGGACUGUGUAGCUUCAGGUCUUCCAGAUCCCAAAGUAUCAUGGAGCCUUCCAGAUGGAACGGUCAUAAACAAUGCUCUCCAGGCAGAUGACAGUGGAACUCGCAACCGUCGCUUUGUUAUAUUUGAGAACGGCACGCUCUUGUUGCAACAAAUGGGGAAAAACGAUGAGGGAGAUUACACAUGCUAUGCAAAGAACACACUGGGAGAGGAUGCAAUGAAAGUCAACGUCCAAGUCGUUCCAAAUUCACCCAGAAUUGCUUCCAAAGACCAGACGUCUCUCUUGGCUCCUCUUGGUCAAGCAGCCAAGAUGACGUGUGAUGCUACAGGUGAACCUCCACCUAUGAUAAUUUGGAUUUCACCAACCAAUGAAAUUAUAACGUCAUCUUCAGUCAGAUAUCAAAUACUGAAUGAUGGGACACUCAUCAUUAAAAAAGUGACUAUGGCCGACCAAGGAAAGUAUGCAUGUGUUGCAAGGAACUCAGCUGGAGAUGAUAUUAAGAAUGUAAAGCUCCAAGUAGAGGUCAGGGAGCCACAUAUCGAUGGAAAAAGUGGUCACACGGAGAGAAAAGUCUUGGCUGUGUUUUAUCAAACCCUGCUCCUGCACUGUAAAGCUGAUGGCAUGCCCGAGCCUCAAAUUACUUGGACGACAUCAUAUGGCAUGUCCCUGCCUUCACCUUACAUAGGGGGCAGGUUUCAGGUCCAUAGGAAUGGUACUCUUGAAUUACGAGGUGUACGAAAAACCGAUGAAGGUCAGUUCCUUUGUGUGGCCAAAAAUUACUUUGGAGAGGCUAGCCUAGCAGUUGACCUCGAGGUUGCGUCACUUGCUGAAAAGCCAAGCUUUCCAAUGCCAAAUAUUGAGGUUUUAUCCCUCAAACCAGAUGGAGAUGAUAUCACUUUGGCAUGCCGGGCCAUAGGCAAGCCAAAGCCAGAGUUUGUCUGGAUUCUGCCCAACAGCACAGUGUUGGCCCCAGGCAUGAAACUUAAGAGGUUUAUUCACUCCUUAGAAAAUGGGACUUUGCACAUAAUUCAGCCAGGGCACAGCGACAAAGGUGUUUAUCGGUGCCUGGCCAAAAAUGUUGCGGGACAAGCAGAAAAGCGCUAUGCUUUGGAACCUGGAAGGAAGCCUCAAAUUCGAGGUACAGCUGCACCUAUGAAGAUUUCGUUUGGACAGACUCUGAACAUGCCAUGCACAGUGGAGGGCUGGCCCCAAGCAACCAUCAUCUGGACUAUGCCAAAUGGUCUGGUAUUGGACAGACCUCAAGUAAUUGGACGAGUCACUUACUAUUCAAAUGGAACGCUUCAACUCAGAGAAACUGCAAAGUUUGACAGAGGGACUUACAUUUGUAAAGCCACAAACUCAUUUGGAACAUCAACACUGUCGUAUCCAGUGACAAUUAUGGUGUUUCCACCACAGAUCACUAGUGCACCCCCUUCCAUAACAAGGGUUACAAAAGGAUCUCCGGUGACCCUAAACUGCAUCGCUACAGGAAUUCCUAAACCAGACAUUUCCUGGACACUACCCGGACGGACCACUCUCGUGCCCAAUAAUCGCUUCACUGUGCUGGGUGGAAUUCACAUGACAGAGGACGGCAGUUUGGUCAUACAGGAUCCCAGUCUAAUGAACUCAGGAAUUUAUAAAUGUAAUGCAAAAAAUGCCUUGGGCAUGGACUUUAAAGCAACAUACCUUCAAGUAAUCUGAAUGUGUUGGAGUUUAAGGGCUCAUAUCAUGGAAAAAUAUUUAAUGUUUUAUUUUAAUAAACGUGUGUGGUGUACAAUGUAAACACUGUCAAUACAGUCUAUAUACAUAGAGUAAACAACAACAAAAAACUACUUUUAAAGACGUUUUUGCGGAAAUCAAUGGACCUGCAGGUUAGCCCCUCCCAUCCACAGUGACGUUAUAAGGAGUGUUUCAACACAGACUGAUUUUUGAAUGACACAUAAUACAGACAUAGUUACAAUAACAAAACCAUCCUGUUUAGUUCUAGGGAAUUAUUAAGAAUAUAGACCAUUUUAAAAGAUGUGGGCCUUUUCAUGUACAAAAUAUUACAUCUAUCUAUAAAUAAAUGUAAAUAAUACCUAAGAAGACAUUAUCUCCACGUAAAGUUCACAAAGUAAAGCAAUAUUUAAAUGGACAUUUUUUUGUACUUUUACAAAAAGACUAAUGCUUUUGUUGUGGUCAUGGGUUUGAAACCAAGAAGCCGAUGCUCUAAUGACCCAAUGUGAUUUUUAUUAAUGUUUUUUACUUAAUUUAUGAAAAUAUUGGUCUGUACAUAAAAUUAUAUAUUCAACUAUUUGGAGCAUAUAUAUAUAUAUGUUUUGAACUUUGUAACAUGUGUAAAGGUAUUGGUAAUAAAACUCAAAAUAGGUUUAGGUGAGACCUUAUUGUUUGGAUGUUGAUUUCUAUUUGAUACAGUUUUAUAUAAAAAAGCCCAUGUUUAAAUGUUUUUAAGGGAAUAUACUGUAUGUUUAAUGUCUAAGUAAAAAUGACAAACUGUUUAAAUGUGAAGUUGUAGUAGUACUGGAGUAGUGUUCAAUUCAGCAAAAAAGAGUUGGGUGAUGCAAAAAUUGAUAAGGUAACUGGUUACACACUUAACCUGUCUUAUUUUUUCUCAAUAACUUAAAAGUUCACAAAUGUUUAGACUGAGUCUAGCCAAAAACAAUAGUUAAUGAUUAAUUAACGAUAGUGAAUGUACUGAUUUAUAUUAGCCAAAGUUGUUUAUAGAGUAAUUCGUGGCUGAUUUGUAAUAUGUGUGCCUGAACCCUUUAACUCCCACACUCCUCAGUCCCCACAUUUUUCACUGAUCACAUGAUGUCUCCAGCCUGGCACACCCCACACCAGGGAUGCAUCAUGUGAUGGGGGGGGACCUUAAAAAUCCUAAUCCUGGCAUCCUUAAUUCCAAAUAAAUUAUGUGAAUUAAAUAUUA